AUGUCCGAGCUCGCGCGCACUCUUCCAGCUUCCUGGUACUGCAGCCAGCCGCUCUAUCAACUUGAACGGCGGGCUGUUUUUCUGAAGUCCUGGUAUCUUCUUGGUCCUUUGACGAGAUUCCAGGUUGUUGGCGAAGUUGUCGAUUACGAGAUAGCCCAGCAGCCGAUCCAGGCGGUUCGUUGUACUGGAGAAGGGCAGACGCCUGUUGCCGAAGAGAUACAGGUUACCUGUGCAGAUACCAGAACAACUCUACGCCAUCAUGUUACUCCAACUGGCCUUGUCUUCACCACUUUAUCGGAAGACGCCCCAAGCUUCCACGAGUACUUCCCAGAGCUGGAGCCUUUACUCCAACGGGUUGACUUCACCAAGCUCCCCUACAAACGGAGCAUCAAAUAUGAAGGUCGCUUCAACUGGAAAACCAUGGUCGACGGCUACCAGGAAUGCCUGCACUGUCAAUACACCCAUCCUUCAUUCUCCAUCUACUACCCACCAACCUGGUACAAGGUGCACAACCACCUCAACUUCUCGCAGCACAUCGCGGACCCCAAGAAGCCAGACGACGGACUAUUCCUGUAUUUCUUCCCCAACUGCACGCUGAACGUGUAUGGAGGCGGUAUGUCUUCGUUUCGGGUGUGUCCAACAGCGGACCCGAACGUGACGAGAAUGGAAUUCGACUACUACCAUAUGGAGACGGGUGAGAAGUUCGAAGAGUACUAUCGCUUUGUCCGCCAGGUUGCGACGGAAGACUUUGAGCUUUGCGAAAAGGCCCAGGAGAACUUGACAAAAGGUGUCUACCGGGAGGGGAUACUGAACCCGGAGAAGGAAAAUGGAGUCUCUUUCUAUCAAGACCGUGUGUUCGAGCUCGUGUGUCAGCAGCAUGCGGCGGAGAAAGCUAGAAUGAAGGCUACUGGUAACUCCAAGUUGAAGGAGGCUGGGGUCUCUUCUUCCCUAGGAAAGAUCCAGGCUGCUGCAUGA
Molecule: messenger RNA, 975 nt
Organism: Aspergillus mulundensis
Lineage: Eukaryota; Fungi; Ascomycota; Eurotiomycetes; Eurotiales; Aspergillaceae
Product: aromatic ring-hydroxylating oxygenase subunit alpha
Exons: 5
Coding region: 1-975 (324 amino acids)
Molecular function (GO): iron ion binding; 2 iron, 2 sulfur cluster binding
Source: RefSeq, a predicted model, not a curated record